CGAAGAACAACGAACUGUCAAAUUGAGCAAAUUGAGGUUAUGCCGCGUGUGGAAAUAUUGACACAAUUAAAAAUAUUGCUCAAUUAAAUAUUACUGUCAGAAAAUAAUUAUUUCUGUUUGAACAAACAUUUCCAUUAGUGCCUGCAAAUUCUGUUACAAUGUCUGAAUCAGCUACUGAAUCUGGCGGAGUAGACAUUGGCCACAGAUUAAUAGCAGUCAUGCAAGGCCAUACAAAUGGAUUACCCGAUUCUGAAUUAGUUGCUCAGCUACCAGAUUUAACAACAGAGCAACGAGUUGCUGCUAUAAAUAAACUACUGCAACAAAAUUUAAUAGAAAUUCUUUCCAAAGGCAAAACAUUAUUAUAUAGACUAAAAGACCCUACCAAGCAAAAUGCUGUUAAAGGAGCCGACAACGAAGAAAAAAUAGUAUAUGGAAUUAUAGAAGAAGGUGGUAAUAAAGGAAUUUGGAUUCGUGAUAUUAGAUUCAAAUCAAACUUGUUAAUGACUCAGUUGAAUAAGAUCCUCAAAAGUUUAGAGAAUAAAAAACUUAUCAAAGCUGUAAAAUCAGUUAAUGCAAGCAAAAAGAAAGUGUACAUGUUAUAUAAUUUAGAACCAGAUAGGUCAAUUACCGGAGGAGCGUGGUAUCAAGAUCAAGAUUUCGAAUCAGAAUUUGUAGAAGUUCUUAACCAGCAAUGUUUGAGAUUUUUGGUUGAACGAAAAAAGUCUUCAACAAAUAUUAGUGCAGGUCCCAUAGCUGCACGAAAUGUAGCAUUUACUUCGGUUAAAGAUGUACACAAGUUCAUAUCGGAAUUAGGAAUCAGUAAGGUUAAUUUGGAUUUAGAAGAUCUAGAAACAAUUUUAAAAACACUAGUCUAUGAUGGAAAGGCUGAAAAAAUAAUAUCCGUUGAUGGGAGUACUUUAUAUAAAGCUAUAGAUGGCUUGCUGCCAGAUCCUGGUCUUUCAGCUGUCCCAUGUGGUCUUUGUCCAGUCAUGUCAAAGUGUUCAGAUAUUGGUUCUAUUACACCAAAAACUUGUGAAUACUUUACAGAUUGGCUGGGAUAAUAAAAGUUUAGAAUUGAAUUAAAGCAAAGAUUAUUAAAUAAUUUGAGCUGAUGUUAUGAUAUGUUAUGACAAAACUAAAUUAUGUUAAUUGCACAUAUACAAAAUAGGUAUAGAUUUGAGAAUUAUUUAAGUUGC
Messenger RNA from Ctenocephalides felis (cat flea), 1196 nucleotides. It is a transcript of the gene Polr3F, whose product is annotated as probable DNA-directed RNA polymerase III subunit RPC6. Gene Ontology annotation, cellular component: RNA polymerase III complex. The coding region runs from base 159 to 1061 and encodes 300 amino acids. The transcript is spliced from 4 exons. Gene Ontology annotation, biological process: transcription by RNA polymerase III. The record is from RefSeq and is a predicted model, not a curated record. NCBI's taxonomy places the organism in Eukaryota, Metazoa, Arthropoda, Insecta, Siphonaptera, Pulicidae.